AUGACCCCCAUCACCCCCAUGUGGUGGUACAAGGAGGUCCCUGUCCAGCCACAGGCCUUUGUCGACGCCUCACGGUCCAUUAUCCAUACCGUCCCUCGUCGCCAGACCAUCCCCACAUACCCCCACACGCCCAAGGACGACCCACGCCACUUUCAGAACCAAGGCGGUGUCUUUACCCCUUCCCACCAGCCCGAAAAGUCGGUCGUUUGGAGAACACGCGAGAACGCGACUAUUCUCGAGCUGGUCUCUCUCUCUGGAAAUGAAAACACCCCGACGCGCCAGAUUUCCUUCCAGUUCCAUGCACCCAUCGUGGCAGGGAUCCACUUUGCACCAUUGACGCAGCAAGGCGGGAUAUCGAUCGCGCUAUUGACCACCGACAGUAUCCUUUACCGCCUCCAUCUUACCGCCCUGAGUCAUUUCCUCGACCUCAACACUCCCCCUGGAUAUUCAACAUGCGCCCAAAUCAAAUGGACCAACGCUGGCGAGCCUUUGCUAUUCCGCUAUCUGGGAAGCAGACACGCUGCCAUUGCAUCCUCAAACGGGACACUCUACCUUAUCAAGACGGCAUUGUUAUCGGAUGACAUGCAUCGCCACGAACAUGCUGAUAUCAACGUCUACGAUCUCCACGACGACUCGCACCGCAGGAUCCAACAUGCCUCGACACUCCACACACUCUACAACAAAUUUCAAUCAACCCUUGAACGUAACAUCUCAGUUCCUGCUGGGUUCCCAGAGGCCAAGACACAAAUGGAUAUCGUGGCAAUGGAGGCGCACGCGGCCAAGGACGACACUUUCCUCUUUGUGUUGUAUCUGGAUAGAAUCAUCCGUGUUUGGUCGGUGGGCCGUCGUCAAUGCCUGCAAGUUAUAAGAACACCAACUUCGAUCAACGAUGCCGGCUAUGUUCAAGAGACCAUCGACUCUUCCCUCAAAUCUCACCUCAGAGUCUUGUUCAACCCGGCUACGCCUGGGAUCAUUCGACUCCUGGCUUAUAUCCCAUCUGACACCGAUUCUCAGCUCUCGAUCUAUACAGCUCAAAUUGAUCCAGUCGGAAGUAUGGAGUUCGUACCGGGUUCUCUCAGCACCCUUCACUCGGAAUCAGCAGCAGGACCAGGAGGCAACAACUUGAACUUGAUCUCUUUGGAGGUUCUCUUGAAUGAGAGCCGAACCGGUUACACUGUUUGGGGUCUAUGGCAAGGCGACAUGAGGAUAUCGGUCAGGUACAUGGACAUCUAUGAUCCAGUGAUUGAGCGGGGGCAGUUCGAGGCGAUUGCUCAGAGGGAGCUCUUGGACGGUCGAUGGUGGUCGGUGGCGAUGCAGGCGCCUCUAAGCGGCUUUAUUAAGUCAAUGAGCUCUUUUGUGGACUCUGACGAGGAUUAUUCGGCAUUCUUUGCUGAUUACACCUUUGCCUCUGGACGGUUCUCGGACAGGACGAUCUUACUUGCUCUGCACUCCAUAUUCAAGGACCGCACCUUCACCCUCGACUCUGAUAUCCAGCAACAGAUCAAGGCCGCACUCACAGUCAAAACACCCGGCGAGAGAUCACAGGCCGUGCAGGACAAGGACCGAGAAGACGAGAUCAUGGCAUGGACAAAAUUCAUCUCGACGUGUGCUAAGAUCGACCAUGAGGCAUCAGCACCCUUAGGACUCUCCAUCUCACCGAGCACAGGGUACAUGGUUGUGGUUAAGCAGGACACCAUGAGCUUUUUGAGCGCGUGCGAUGACUCGGAAGUGCUGUAUCACACUUUCCAGGACAAGCAAUUCGAGGUCUCCCAGUUUAUUUCAACACCGCCUUCGCAGCUCAGGAGUACUUACACCAAGCUGCAGGAUCUCAGCCUCCGUCAGGAUAUUGCCAAAGUCUUCAUGGCGAUGGAGGUAUUGACACGGAACUUCAAUGCCAAGUCGUCCAAGAACGUCGAGAAGACCAUCGCCCAACUGUCGGCCACCAAUGGACCUCGGAACUUUAUCGACAUCUUUGGCCAGGAGUACUUGCCUCACUAUAUUUCCAAGACAGAGAUGAACCGGGCACGGAACUUCGUCAGCUCGUGCAACUCUCAUCAGGCAGUUUUCCAGUUUUUGGUCCAGCAGCUUCUGGACAACGUGGACGUGAUUCCUUCAGGAAUGGUGUCACGCCGGUGCAUCCUUCCCUUUGAGGCCCUAGUCUCUGCCAGUCUUCAACAACUUGCUGCCCAUCGAUAUGGAAUCGCCCAGCAAUUUUUGAUUUUGAUUACCGUUCUCAUGAGCGCUUCACCGUCCUCUCGCAGCUGGAUUCAGGACGAAACUCAGCUCAUCUCCGACUCUCUGAGAGCCACGCAAUCCUUGCUGGUGCUCAAGUGGGUCUCUGGUCAGGCUCUUGCAACGGCGCCUUCGGCAUUUUCGGGAUUGGAGAGUCGGCUCUCCCAGAUGAAUGUGAGGGAGUCAUCACGUGUCUCCAGCCCAACAACGGCACGCCAAAGUCUAACAGGAACCUUGAUGAGGACAAUCUCUUAUAGACAGGGCAAUUACGGACAGGUUGAAUUGCCACUUCACCUGGCCAUCCCUCGGGCCGUAUCCAAGCUUAUAUAUCACCUCGAACUGUUGAACAGAGACGGCGGCGGUGACGACGGAAGCCGACACUUUGCAGGAUUGGCACAGAGGCUUUCAGGACUGAAGGAGAUGGAGUUGUUGACAAGAUUUCUGGAGAUUGUGCCGACAACCUCCUCGUUAUCUUACUACCGCGGCAAGGUUCUUCUACACCAAGGCAAUGCAGCAGGCGCAUUGAGGCAUUUUUUAGCCGUAACAGCCAGCUUUGGCAACGACAUCAAUAACGUCGAGCAGGAGCUCGAUAUUAUGCAGCUUGACUAUAACACUCGAGUUCAUCAAGGACAGGCCAGACUUGAGGACUACUACGCCCACGUCAUUGACCUUUUAGCAGAGCACAGUGCUCACGAGCAAGUUAUGACCGUGGCGAGACUGUCUGUGCUUGAUCUUUUGAAGAACCCUAAUGUCCAAGUAUCCGAGACCCAGCUUCGCGUUCCUUUAAAGCGCCUGUUUGCAUCAGCAUUGGCGCUUGGGUUGUAUGACCGAGCAUACCAAACCAUGAUGCAAAUAACAAACGAGGCAGUGCGGAAGCAACAAUUAAAGGAGUUGGUUUCGGCUAUGUGCCAGAAGGGGGAUGGAGCACAGCUGAGUUUAUUCCCCUUUCCUGGUUUGCAAGAGGAUGUCGAGCGUAUGUUGGUUUCAAAGGCACAACAAACGCCGGUUCUCUCCUUGCCCAACUACUACCGAGUCCUCUUUGCGUACCAUACCUACCGUGGAGAUUACAAGAAAGCUUCUACACAUAUGUAUGAGUACGCAAGAAGACUGAUGAGCUCUUCUCAUCACGCCGAUUCGGCAAAGUUGCUCCUUGCUGAGGCAUCGGAGACGUACUUGGCAGCCAUUAACACCCUCCACCUGUCAGGCCCUGACUCUGCAUGGGUGACUAUUCCAAGUACCGGAUAUGGUCCAGACGAAGUUUCCAAGAGGAGACGCCUUACCACUCUCUCGACUGCGUCUGCCAGUCGCCCUGUUGGUUUGUCUAACCAAGAGCAGGCCGAGAAACCCAAUAAGGUGGAGGUUGUGACAUUGUCCGAUAUGAAGAGAGAGUACGCUUUAGUUUCGGCCAAACUCCAACUCGUUCGAGAGAUCCCUACGCACGUAGCGGCAGUUGCGUUUGCACUUACCCCUCGAGAGACACAGGCCAUGCUGCUGCGUCGUGGUUACCAGGACAUGGCCGCUUCAUUGGGACUGCUGUAUCAACUCGAUCUGGAUAUUGUGUUCAUCAGCCUUGUCGACUGUUACCUUGCAGCGUUGUCUUCAGAGCAAACAACACAAUCCGCUGCAGCCCUGGUCAUCCUGCAAAAGUAUUUGGAGAAACAUGACGACCCUGAAAGCAACUAUAAGCAUCGCCUCGAGGUGGUUGCAAGAAUCCUACAAAGAAACCCAGACUUUGACCUGCAGCCUUGGUUGACUCAGCACUACUUGACCCAUAAUCCGGAGGACUUGAUUCGCCUGUAUUUGAAGUUCAAUGUCCUGGAUGCAGCUGCCAAGUUUUCGUCGACGGUGAUUCAAACUGCAUUGAACAAGGAGGAGGUGGUCUCUCGCCAUUCAAAUGCUCGUUGGCUGCCAUACACGCUUCUGGACGAGAUCUUUGCGCUGCUAACUGAGCAGAUUCGCGAGGGCGAGGAGCAAGUUCAGGACGGGAUAGAGGAGAGUCGCUUGAAGGAGCUAAAAGGACUGAAGAUGCAGUUGGAUAAGGAUAUUAGGCUGUACAUGGAGAAUGUCGAGCGCGAAUCGAUCUUUGGAGGCAAGCGACAGUAG
This is a messenger RNA of Linnemannia hyalina, 4335 nucleotides long. The record is from the annotation of a GenBank genome assembly. Lineage: Eukaryota; Fungi; Mortierellomycota; Mortierellomycetes; Mortierellales; Mortierellaceae.